GACAGUGAGAUUGCCAUUCCAGUCAAUGCAUUGUGCAGUGUGUGUGAGUUUGUGUGUGUAUGUACACCUUCAAUGUCCUCUCCACUUGUUCACAUAAACACGCAGGAAAAGAGCCUAGCAAUGCAAUGGCAUUGGGAGGCCAUACAACAGUGUGUUGUACUGCUUGCGAACUAUCCCCCAGCUUGUGGGUUGAUAGCAAAAACUAUGCACUGGAUCUUGAGCAGCAUUGCACUGCACAUAAAUGUAGCAUGCAUGCUCCCAUGUUGUAGCUCAUAGACGCUGGAAGAAGGCGAUGGCCAACGCCAGGCGUUACACUAUUCUUGCCCUCUUCAUAGACUGUUGAAGGGUGAAUUUUCAAAGCUUGUUUUCUUGAUCAACAAUGUAUAUAGCACUGAUGGCAAAAUGAGAUAGCUCCGUAUUGUCUGAAACGUGUAAACCUGGUGGUGUUUCGAGUCAUCUCCAGUCCUAAGCUGACCUGUAUCAUUGUAUUUUCUCUUGGAUAAUUAAUCCUCUGGACCUCUGUAAUAAGUAAAUGAUGAGGUUGGAUGUUUGCUUGGAUAUACGGUGUUAGGCUCUUGGAGAUGUACAUGUAGAAGGGAUAACAUUUGAUAGUGGUCUAUCUCGAAGUCAGGGAACGCAUUUGCAUUGCAUCCACUGUGUAGACGGUGCUGACAGAAGCUGUGCAUCAUGGGAAAUUGCUUGGGUACCCACUGCACCAGCCAGCCUCCGUCCGAGGACAAGGAUCCACCCUCCCACCCUGACAAACAACCCAGCAACCCUCCUCUUCAGGAGAUCGCCCCACCCCCGCAGUCCGAACCCAUCCAACCUGCCAGGCCAGAAGUGCCUAUGCCAGUUCCCCAACCGUCUCCAUCGCCCGGGAAACCGCCUCCGGACAAGUCGUCCUCGUCCCACCCAAACCUGUCGCUCUAUGAUGAUGAAGUCCGUAACAUGCUUCUGGGGAGGAUCUCUGUGGUCAAGUGCAAAGUCAAGCCAAAGAUGAUCCGUGUCUACGUCAGUGCAUCACAUGACGACUCGGAAGUGGAGAGAAGUGCGCUGAUGGAGAAGAUCUAUCCUGGCCUGCGGGAGUACUGUGCCAGUAAGGGGUAUGAGUUUGAUGUGGUUGAUCUACACUGGGGCAUCUGGGAUGCUAGGAUACGAGAUGAAAGAUUCUUAGACCAGUGCUUCAAUGAGAUCAGGAACUGCCAAAACCUUUCAACAGGACCUAACUUCAUUUCUUUCCUGAAUCAGAAGUAUGAGAGAUGCACAGCCCCUUUCCGGAUCCUUGCAUCGGCCUAUGACCGGUUGCUGAAGAAGGUUGAUGUAGAAGAUGAUAAAGCAAUCCUCUCCCAAUGCUAUCAUCUGGACUCCAAUGCCACGCCCCCGGUGUAUGUCUACCGGGAUGAGGAGGGGGGCAGGGAGAACCAGGAGAAGGUGCACAAGAUACUGAGCAGCUGUUGGGGCAAGGAGGAGAAGGAGAUGUACAUGGCAUCAUUGCUUGAGAUGGAGAUAGAGAAGGGUGUAUUCAGUCCCGAGAGCUCCAGCGAUAGCAUCAUGUGGACCCACAGGGUCUUCAAAGGCAUCGAUACCAGUGACUCAUCAGCCUCCAAUUACCUUGAUCUGGUGCAGACGGACGAUGGGAGAGAAAUCGAUAGUGAGUCCUCGGAGCAGCUUGCCCAGCUGACCAAGCGUCUCCAUACCAAGGUCAAUGAGGGUAACUACAUGCCCUUUGAGGUCAACUGGGGACCUAAGGGUCUGGAUCCAGAUGGUGUCUCCACCCAUUCUCAGUAUCUGGAGAACUUCUGCAACCAGGUUCACACCGUCGUCAAGGAACUCAUCGACAGGGCCAUUGCUGAGAGGCAGGAGGAGGUCAAAGCAACUAGAGUCCAUCGUCGCCUGCAUGCAGAACUCCAGCACCACACUACCCUCUGCCAGAAGCAUGUAGAAACAUUCCAAGGAUGUAGCGCCCUCACUGGCCAGAUCAGCAGCUACCUGAGCAGUGAGGACAAUGUCCCUCUGGUGCUGCAUGGCUGCACCGGUUGUGGCAAGUCUGCCCUCGCUGCCAUGACGGCCAAGAUGGCAGAGCAGGUACUACCCAACAGCGCUUGCGUUGUCAGGUUCAUUGGGUCAUCACCGGAAUCGUCAACCCCUAAUCAGGUCUUCAGGAGUGUAUGUGAGCAAAUUGCUUACCUGUAUGGAGAGCAUAUAUCCAUUGGAGCUAGGGGCCUGAAGAGACUGCAUAAAGACCUCGCCCAGCUGCUCAAGAAGGUCACAGUACAGCGCCCUCUUGUGGUAGUCAUUGACGGCUUGGAUCAGUUCAAUGACGACGAAGCUGAAGCUCUCAGUGCCAUCCCCAAGACCCUAGCUCCAUCGGUCAAGAUGGUCCUGACAACGAGGGGCAAGGACUUUGAAGGCUUCAGCAAACUUCAGAAUCACCUGAAAGACAGUGCUCAAUUCAUUGAGAUACCUCCACUAGCCAAUGAUGAAGCUGCCAAACUAAGUGAAUCACUUCUCAAGAGUCAUCGAAGAACACUGUCUGAUGAUCAAUACAGCAUGUUACAAGACGCCAUCGCUGCAUGUCCGCACCCACUCUACAUCAGGUUAGCAUGCCAAGCAGCUUGUGCAUGGCACAGCUACGACCCACCAGCGACUACAAAUCUUGGCAAGGAUGUGUUGUCGCAAUUCAGAAUGCAUCUUGAAACAAUUGAAAAGCGGUACGGCAAGAUGGCAGUCGCAAAAUCCCUUGGAUACUUGUCAAUAGCCAGGGACGGCAUCUCGGAUGCUGAGAUGAACGAUAUACUCUCAUGUGAUGAGGCUGUGCUGAAUGAACUGUACGCACAGAGGACACAAGUUUUGAGACGCGUGCCAAGUUUAUUAUGGGUAGCCCUCUGUCAAGAGCUUGGUCCGUGUUUACAGGAGUGCAACGUUAACGGACGGUACUUAAGAAGUUGGGGACACUCUUGUUUUAGGGAAGUGGUAACCAAGCAAUAUUUAUCUAACGAUAAAGAUCGCGUGCAGCUUCAUAUGACCAUCCAAGACUACUUCCAGGAUAGAUGGUCACUGGGAAAGAAGAAGCCCUAUGUUGGUGAAGGUGGAAUUGAAAUGGUCAUGGACAGGCUGGUUUUAACCCAACCUAAUGAGUUUGGCAAAGUGGACAAUCUACGGAAGUUUAGAGAAGUCAGUUACCAUGUUUUCCACACUGGAGACAAGAAAUUUGUGGACAAAUAUGUGUGGGAUAUUGACUGGCUGGUGAAAAAACUAACCUGUUGCGAUGUGUACGAUGUGCUUGAGGAUGUGCGGUUGGCUCAGACAAGAGAUGCAUCGAAUCACGAUCUACAACUGAUGGAAGAGUUUCUGCAGUUGUCCGCGUAUGCUUUAUCAUGCUCAGGAUCUCAGCUUUUCACUCAGCUCAUACAGAGACUGGACAAAUCUGUUGAAAAGAACAAGAGUAAGCAUCCCCACAUGAGUAAGCUGCUUCAGGUUGCCAACAACCCCCCUCAUAUUAGUUUCUUCCCCUCGACAUCUUGUCUCCUUAAGGUCAGUGAUGCCAAGGAUGAAGCCCUUGAUGAAGACAAUGAGAAGUCCAAGGAACCUUCGUUGACCCAGCUCUACAAGGUUAAGUCCCAGCCGUGGUAUAUGGUGUCUGUGUCACCUGCGAAUGGUGAGCUGAUUGUAUGGGACAUAGUCUCUCAAAAACCUGUCAGAACGUUGAAGGGCAUUGACAGCCCCCGCGAUAUUUGCUUCAUCGAAGCUCACCGCGUUGUUGUCCUGUGUAACCGGGAGCUGAAGAUAUACAACCUUGAUACUGGUACCUUCGAGACCAAGCUUUUGGGCAUCAUGAAUCAACAAAUGCCAUUUUUUGCGCUUCAUGACAAGGAUCAUGUCGUGGCCCUCUCACGGAACCGUAUGUACGUCAACAUCAUCAACGUGGGAACUGGAGCCAUUGUGGCCACCUUCAAGGCUGGUGAGGAUAGGUUCCUCAACAGUCUGUUGGUCAGUGCCAAUGGUCAGAGAUGCGUCUGUGGAGACGGAACCCAGAAGCCUAGCCCUCUCCUGGUUUGGGAUCUGAAUGCCAGGAAACUCAUCCAUGACUUCAGGAUUCAGCAGCAUGAGUUUGUCACCCGAAUGGCAGCGAUCUCCAAUGAUGGUCACUACGUGGUAUCUGUCAUCAAGGAGUUGGAGGAUCCAACACGCAACUUUGUCAUUGUCUAUGACCUUCAAAGCGGUCAGCUCUUCAAGAAAUGGAAGCCUCCGGUCAACACCACAUGUGUGGCCAUCUCAUCGGAGGGAAUGUGCGUGGUCAACGGGUGCGAGGACUCGUCCAUUCUGGUCUGGGACUUGGCUUCAGGAUCGAUGAAGUACUCCCUGGAGGGACACACCCAUCCAGUAGAUAGGCUUUACCUAUCAGACAAUGGAACAGUCUGCCUCACAUACGAUUCAACACAUCAGGAUCGUACCAUCAGGGCCUGGGAUCUCCAGAAAGGUAUGUGUCUCGCAGCCUUCACGCCUGACAAGCCAAUCAGCUGCUGCCAGAUAUCUGCAGAUGGUACGUGUGCCGUGAUUGGUCUGCAGGGACAGAGGGAGAUUGUGUCUCUAUGGAUACGCUCCAAAGGCUCCGCCCCAAUACCCAAGGAUGCAGGAACCUUUGGCGAUUCAGCACGAAAGGGGGAGGAAUUCGAUGUCAAUCCCUCCGAGAGUUAAUGAGACCUAAAACAUGUAGGUGGUAGAUAGUGGCCAACGUAUGCAGUCUCGGAUCUCGCGAGUUGGAAAUAUAUAAUGGCAAGAAUUUCAAUGAAAAAAAAAAAUGAUUCCCUAUUGGAAUUAUUUUCUAUUGCUGAAAUUCUAAAAUGAAAAUCUCACAAUUCAGCUUGAUGAUUGCAUUAUAGAAAUCAGUGUCAAAGUAUGAUAUUUCUAGAUAUAAUCAAUGGAUUUAUAUUAUAUUAUCUAGAAUUCAUUAUUGGAAAUUUGCAAUGCAAACCUGAUCUCUUCAAAAUUGUUAUUUGAAGUUUAUCAGUCUGGAAUAUGGUUACUGGAAUGGUAGAAUGUGUCACAUCAGUGCCCUGAAGAACAUAGGCAUUUUUGCCAAAUUCGGCUACUAUACCGAUGCCAUCCUACAUAGGUAUCUGGGGGUGUUUCACAAACAGUUGAGUAUGACUUAGGGUAGCACUUAAAGGUCCAGUUGCGUGUGGUAUAAAAGGCAUUCGCAUUGGUCAAAUCGUGAUAAUAGGAUGCACGCUACUGCGUACCAAUCAAUAAGACUACGUGUGACAUACAUGUAUCAUGUGCGCAUCGGUAUUUAAGAAUAACUCCAAGUAUAAAGUUUUUGUGAAACACCCCCCAGGAAUGAGUAGAAAAUGGCAUAGAAUAAAUGCAAUGGAACUUCAUGGUGAGGCGUUGCUUGAACUUUUCAUGCGGAACCUCUAAAUAGGGAAGAGAGAGACGCUGCCUCAUUUUACAAUGAGUUGCAAUCAAAUUGAUCUCAACUGUGGAAAGCAGAUUAUACCAUUGUUUUACCCAAUUAGCAUGCAUCUGGUUUCUUCAAGGGGACAAUGCAUGCAUAAUAAUAAAAGGCAUGCGGCUGAUUGUUUUCCAUAAUUGAGGAUGAUUUGAUCAACUACUACUGUUCAAAAGACAAGGCUAAGGAGCAAAAAUCCCCGCUCUGUGAACCCAAAUCCUGUUUCAUGAAGCUCUUUUUAACUGUAUGUGACAAGCAAUGAUUAUAAGCUACUGACAUUGUGCGAUUUGAUUGGAUAAGAGUAGAUUUGGGUACAUCCGGUAUCUGAUGAUCAGUUUAUGA
Molecule: messenger RNA, 5794 nt
Organism: Lytechinus variegatus (green sea urchin)
Lineage: Eukaryota; Metazoa; Echinodermata; Echinoidea; Temnopleuroida; Toxopneustidae
Product: NACHT domain- and WD repeat-containing protein 1-like
Exons: 12
Coding region: 688-4698 (1336 amino acids)
Molecular function (GO): protein binding
Source: RefSeq, a predicted model, not a curated record